Phycomyces blakesleeanus NRRL 1555(-) is the source of this 2222-nucleotide messenger RNA. RefSeq lists its product as hypothetical. Gene Ontology annotation, biological process: amino acid metabolic process. Lineage: Eukaryota; Fungi; Mucoromycota; Mucoromycetes; Mucorales; Phycomycetaceae. The record is from RefSeq and is a predicted model, not a curated record. The transcript is spliced from 8 exons. Gene Ontology annotation, molecular function: asparaginase activity; protein binding. The coding region runs from base 144 to 2102 and encodes 652 amino acids.
GGUUGAACAGAGACAAACCCUUAUGCCAGUCCUCUACAGGAUCCCAGUCUAUACCCAAGACUGCCAAGAAAUCCACUAAGAACACUGGUUUGGUCUAUGAUAACGCCGCUGUGGGACACCAACUAAGCGCCGACCGCAAUGGCAUGCUGGCUCCAGAUGUCUCGAGAGUAUUGAUUAUAUAUACUGGUGGUACUAUUGGAAUGAAGCAUACACCCGAGCACGGCUAUAUCCCAGUUCCUGACUACUUCACAAAAAGUUUGGCUAGCUAUGGGCGCUUCCAUGAUCAAAAGAAAGAUCAAGGAUCUGGAAGUUUAUCUCGCAGUUCAUCAUCAGACAGUCUUGACAGCCUUCAUCUGGAGACAAAUGAACUUUCACCGAGCUUAAACGUAACAAACCCGGUGCGUAUAGUUUCUUCUAGUGGAUCUUCAGUUGGCAAAGAAACUAUAGUCCAACUUCCGAGUUUGAUCACACCUGUCAGCCUUUACGGAAAGCGCAUCAGGUAUUCAAUCCUUGAGUAUGAUCCCUUGCUUGAUUCGUGCAACAUGACAAUGUCAGAUUGGGUACGAAUCGUUAGAGACAUCGAAGGCAAUUAUCAGUUUUAUGAUGCUUUUAUUGUUCUCCAUGGUACGGAUACAAUGGCGUAUACUGCAAGUGCCUUGAGUUUCAUGUUGGAAGAUCUUGGUAAGACAGUCAUCAUUACUGGUUCACAGGUACCCUUGAGUGAGGUGCGAAAUGAUGCCGUCGAAAAUCUUUUGGGCGCACUCACAAUUGCUGGUCAUUUUGUAAUUCCUGAAGUCGGAUUGUACUUUGGACAAAAGUUGUACAGAGGAAAUAGAACAAGCAAACAAAGUGCUGUUGACUUUGACGCAUUUGAUUCUCCGAAUAUGGCUCCUCUUAUUGAUGUUGGCAUUAAUAUUGAUGUUAAAUGGCCACUUGUACUUCGCCCUAUGCAGAUUGCCAAGUUCCAGGCUCACAAAGUACUGAAUCCAAACGUUGCUUCUCUUCGCCUCUUCCCGGGUAUCAACGCAACUACUAUUCGAACAUUCUUAGCCCCACCUAUCCAGGGUGCCGUCUUGGAGACUUAUGGUGCAGGAAAUGCCCCAGCAAGAGACGAUCUCUUGUCUGCUUUAAAAGAAGCUUCGGAUAGAGGAGUUGUCAUAGUAAACUGUACUCAAUGUCGUAAAGGGCUUGUGACGGAUUCAUAUGCAACAGGAAAACAACUCUCGCUAGUUGGUGUGGUAGCCGGAGCAGAUAUGACACCAGAAUGUGCAUUAACAAAACUCUCAUACUUGCUUGGAAAGCACACUGGAAACCCACACCUAGUCAGACAGUUAAUGACAAGAAACUUGCGUGGAGAGCUGACAAAAAAGCCAGAAGAUCUAUCCGAGAUUCCUAUGAACGAUCCAAACAUGUCAGUUGAAGAGCAGCUUUUAGCUGAAAAGGCACUAGGACCCAUUAUGAUGUGUUCUUCUGCAGAAGCAAACGAUCUUGAUAGUAUGAAACUAAUCCUUGAAAACAUGAGUGGCGAGUUCAACUGGAACUGUGUGGAUUACGAUGGGCGUAGUCCGCUUCAUCUUGCUUCUCGCCAGGGAAAUUUAGCUGUAGUUGAAUAUCUCUUGCUUCAUGGGGCCUCAAUUCAUGUGCGAGACAGAGCUGGACAUACUCCAUUAUACUAUGCCCUAAUCGGAAAACGCGUGGAGGUUGUUUCGAUGUUGAGAAAGGCAGGUGCUCACUUUGCAGAGUGUGAAGUAAAUGAUUUUGGGCCACUUUGGUUGAGAUAUGUCAGCACCGAUGAUAUUAAGAUGGUCAGACUUGCCUUGGAUGCCGGUUGGGGAAUCAAUUGGUUCGAACCUGUGGAAGGUCGAAAUGCCGUUGAUGUGGCUGUCUGUGAAGGACAUUUGGCCAUGUUAAAACUACUUUUAGGAUAUUCAGAUAUCAGCCUUAAUCACAAAGACAGAUGGGGAUUCGAUGUUUUGGACAAGCUUAAAAUGCUUAGACUUUCUAACAAGAAAGACGCUUCAGGAAUCUACAGAAAGGUUCCUGACACGGUUCUGGACUCCAUGGAAGCCCUUUUGACGCCGAGAAUUCAGCAAGCACUUUAGAAUACAUAAAUAUAAUCUUAUGCUGUGCGUAAAUAAUGUACUAUAGACCUUUAUGUCAUACGCAUAUAUAGCAAAUUUUUGUAAGAAAACGGAAUAAAAACAGUUCUUUUAAUGGUAAAU